Messenger RNA from Pestalotiopsis fici W106-1, 639 nucleotides. RefSeq lists its product as uncharacterized. The transcript is spliced from 3 exons. Gene Ontology annotation, molecular function: mRNA binding. Gene Ontology annotation, cellular component: THO complex part of transcription export complex. Gene Ontology annotation, biological process: mRNA export from nucleus; positive regulation of DNA-templated transcription, elongation. The coding region runs from base 1 to 639 and encodes 212 amino acids. The record is from RefSeq and is a predicted model, not a curated record. Lineage: Eukaryota; Fungi; Ascomycota; Sordariomycetes; Amphisphaeriales; Sporocadaceae.
AUGGCAACUCACGAUAUCGUCAAGGAACCCAAUCUGGUCGCGGCACUCAACGCAUCACGCGACGCGCGUGUCCAAGCCCUCGCCCUUGUCGAUCAGGUCACAGCUACUGGUCCGGUGGAAAGCGCAUCUGCAGAGGCUCAAUUUGAGAUAUCCAAACAGCAAAAGUUAUUGAUUACGCACCUUGCCCAGGUUCGUGGUUUGCAUCGCGCAGCUACCUUCAGCACGCGGAAGACCAAGGCAGAAACAGCCGAGGCGCGUCAAGAGGUCGACCGGUUGCACCUGCAGCUUCAGAAUCUGUACUACGAGCAGCGUCAUUUGCAAGGCGAGAUUGCGGCUUGCGAGUCCUAUGACCACACAUACCAGCAACUUCCGCUGAUUCCGGUCGAGGAGUUCCUGGCACUGAAGCCCGAACAUGCCGAAGAUGACGAGAACGCGCUCAUGAUUGCCCGAAUCGAGCAUGAGCGCACCGAACGUGAAGGCUUGGAACAGAAGCGUAUGGAGCUUCUCAAGCGCAAGCAAAAACUGAUUUCGGACAACAAGAAGAGAAAGGACGACCUGGCCAACCUGGACAAGGAGCUGGAGAAGUUUAUCGACGCUGCGAAACCCAUUCAGAAGCUUUUCGAGAAGAAUAUUACCUAG